AUGUCUUUGACAGUAUGGAACGUAGAAUCCAUAAAAGAUGUCGCUGAAAUGCUUGGUAUAAGCAGUCUGGGUGAUGAGGCAGCAUCUGCAAUUGCAAUGGAUCUUGAAUAUCGAAUCCACCAAGUCAUACAGGAAGCAAUGAAGUUUAUGGUCCAUUCAAAACGGACGGUGCUUUCAAAUGCUGACAUAUCGUCUGCUCUGAGAACCUUAAACGUUGAACCACUUUACGGGUUUAAUACAUCUCGGCCUGUUGAAUUUCAUGAAGCCGCCGUAGGUGGUGGGCAAAACUCUCUUUAUUAUCUUGAUGAUGAAGAAAUUGAUUUCGAGAAAAUUAUCAACUAUCCUUUACCAAAGGUACCCAGAAAUAUUUCUUAUACUGCCCAUUGGUUAGCCAUUGAGGGUGUUCAACCUGCUAUUCCACAAAACCCAACCCCCUCCGACCAUACAACUGGAGAAUGGGCUCCUAAGGGUCCAGCUGCAGUUACUCCCGGUGCUACUGCUGCUACAAAAGAGGCAUCUAAUGGUAUUUCAUCUAUGGAGAAUGUUGAAGUAAAACCGUUAGUCCGUCACGUGCUUUCGAAAGAGCUUCAACUUUAUUUCGAGCGUAUUACUGCUGCUUUGCUUGAUGUAUCAAAUUCAGAACUUCGGCAUGCCGCAUUAUCAAGCCUUCGAGAUGAUCCAGGCUUACAUCAACUCUUGCCCUACUUUAUUAUGUUUCUUUCUGAUUCCAUUUCUCAUAAUCUAAAUAAUUUAGUUAUUCUUACUACGCUCAUGCAAAUGGCUUGGGCGCUUCUUGACAAUCCCAAUUUAUUUGUUGAGCCUUAUGUUCAACAGCUAAUGCCCUCUAUCUUAACUUGUCUGGUUGCCAAACGUCUUGGGAAUGAUCCUCACAAUCACGACCAUUAUGCUUUAAGAGACUUAGCUGCUUACCUCUUAGGAAUUGUUUGUAAUCGAUUUGGCAAUGUUUACUAUACAUUGAAACCGAGAGUUACUAGGACAGUGUUGAAGGCUUUCUUAGAUAAUACAAAGCCUUAUACAACUCAUUACGGAGCUAUAAUUGGUCUCAAAACAAUGGGAAAAGAAGCUAUUCGGGUGCUUCUUGUUCCUAAUAUUAAGGUCUAUGAAAUUUUGGUCAUUAAGAGUUUUGAAAAGGGCAACGACGAUGACAAAUAUGAAGCGAAUCGUUGUAUGGAUGCUUUGUAUGAUUCAUUAUUGCUUUUAAGAGAUGAUCAACUCUCUACAGAUAAAACCGUCCCCCCUAAUGCUCGGGGUCUUUUGGAAAAAAUUGUUGGUAACUUAAUGACUGAAAAAAUUAUGGAAAAAGGAGAUAAAGAUCUCAUUUUAGCUUUAGUUGACGAAAACAAUCCAGCUUAG
Molecule: messenger RNA, 1374 nt
Organism: Schizosaccharomyces osmophilus
Lineage: Eukaryota; Fungi; Ascomycota; Schizosaccharomycetes; Schizosaccharomycetales; Schizosaccharomycetaceae
Gene: taf6
Product: SAGA complex/transcription factor TFIID complex histone H4-like subunit Taf6
Exons: 2
Coding region: 1-1374 (457 amino acids)
Biological process (GO): transcription initiation at RNA polymerase II promoter; RNA polymerase II preinitiation complex assembly
Cellular component (GO): SLIK (SAGA-like) complex; SAGA complex; transcription factor TFIID complex
Molecular function (GO): RNA polymerase II general transcription initiation factor activity; transcription coactivator activity; protein heterodimerization activity
Source: RefSeq, a predicted model, not a curated record